Messenger RNA from Entamoeba invadens IP1, 1221 nucleotides. RefSeq lists its product as hypothetical. The coding region runs from base 1 to 1221 and encodes 406 amino acids. The record is from RefSeq and is a predicted model, not a curated record. Lineage: Eukaryota; Evosea; Mastigamoebida; Endamoebidae. The transcript has a single exon.
AUGAGUUGCCUUGACAGUUUUCACAUCAUGAUCGUGUCGCAGUACUUUUCGAUUAUAGAUGAUUUUAUUUCAUUGGAGUUUGUGUGCAAAAAGUGUCAAAACAACAUGGAAAAGUUCCAUAACAACCCCGUCCAAAUAAACACCAAAACAAUAAAAUAUUUUCCAAACAUUGAGACACUUAACUUAUGGACAAAAAAAGACGAGAACUUUGGAAAUGAUAUUUUUGAUAUAAACACUUCUAAAAGUGACAAAAUCGAUUUUUUCCAAAUUAAUGUGUGGUUUGCUGUGGAUUACACCUUCAUGCAAAACAAUAAGAACACCAACAUCUUGUGCAAAAAUGUCAUUUACACAAGAGAAGACAGACAAAAGUAUGGGGACACAAUACCACGCAACAUCAAAAUUAUUGGGGCAAACUGUUAUUAUGGUUCUGAAUUUACUUCUUUUGUCAUACCAAAUUCUGUCACUUUGCUUCAAGAGGCGUGUUUUUGUGAGUGCAGAAACCUCAAAGAGGUGCACAUUUCAGAUUUCAUCUUGUCACUUCCACCAAAGUGUUUCUUUUACAACGAGUCGUUGCUUGAAAUCAUUUUGCCAUCUACCAUGAAGUCGAUUGGUGAUGAGUGUUGUUGCGGAUGCACUUCUUUGAGUUGUGUUGACAUUCCAAGUUGUGUAAGUGUGAUUGGAAAAUGUGCAUUUAAUCGAUGUUUGAAUGUAAAGAGUGUUGUUGUAAGAAGAGGCGAUUGUAUCAUUGAAGACAACUGUUUUGAAAUGUGCUGUUCUUUGACAUCAGUGUCACUUCAAAGCUCAAUUUCAUGUAUUGGAAAAUCAUGUUUUGGGAAUUGUAAUUCAUUGAGUGUAAUCACACUCCCCAAGUGUCUCAAAUACAUUCCAAACAGUUGUUUCUUCAAGUGUGGCAAUUUAAUAGAAAUUGAAAUACCAAAUGGUAUUACUAAACUUUGCAAAUCAUGUUUUUAUGAAUGUGAAAAACUUGUACGUGUUGUAUUACCUCAAAGUAUCAAAGAGAUAGACUGUGGUGCUUUUGUUUUUUGUUCAUCUUUAAAGGGACUUGAAAUUCCACAUAAUGUGACAAAAGUUGGCGACUCAUGUUGUUUUAACUGUCUGUCACUUAGAAUUUUAAUUCCAAGCACUCUAAAAUCUAUUGGAGUCAACAGUUUCACAAAUUGUGACUUUGUUGAGUAUGAAAACAAAUGUUGCAUAUCUUAA